Messenger RNA from Limanda limanda (common dab), 4574 nucleotides. RefSeq names its product CDP-diacylglycerol synthase (phosphatidate cytidylyltransferase) 2 (gene cds2). Gene Ontology annotation, cellular component: endoplasmic reticulum membrane. Lineage: Eukaryota; Metazoa; Chordata; Actinopteri; Pleuronectiformes; Pleuronectidae. The record is from RefSeq and is a predicted model, not a curated record. Bases 164 to 1510 code for a protein of 448 amino acids. The transcript is spliced from 13 exons. Gene Ontology annotation, molecular function: phosphatidate cytidylyltransferase activity.
CGUCGGGGACAUCGAUUGAAUUCGAGUGAGCAGUGUUGACGUACGAACAGAUCGAGCUCCAGUCUGUCUCUGGGACAAAGUGUGUGUCUGUGUGUGUGUGUGUGUCGGAGCCUCAGGACACUCAGGACACUUGGGACACUCGCUGUGGUCGUUAGCUGCCGACAUGACGGAGGUGAGGCACCGAGGAGCCAGAGACACCGAGCCGCCACAGCAGCAGCCCUCAGAGGACAAGGGUUCAGACAGUGAGCUGAAGGGGGAAAAAGAUGUGGCGUCCGACACUGAGACCAAGGUGGCCUCGGGGGUGCCAGUUCCUGCUGAUGACACCCCAGAGGUUCUAAACAAGGCCCUCUCUGGACUCUCCUCCAGAUGGAAGAACUGGUGGGUACGAGGCAUCCUCACACUGGCCAUGAUCUCCUUUUUUUUCCUCAUCAUCUACCUGGGCCCCAUGGUGCUUAUGAUGAUUGUCCUCUGCGUUCAGAUCAAGUGCUUCCAUGAAAUCAUUACCAUCGGCUACAGUGUCUACCACUCGUACCACCUGCCCUGGUUCAGGACGUUGAGCUGGUACUUCCUGCUGUGUGUAAACUACUUCUUCUAUGGUGAGACCGUGACAGAUUACUUCUUCUCACUGGUGCAAAGGGAGGAGCCACUUCGCAUCCUCAGCAAAUACCACCGCUUCAUCUCGUUCGCCCUCUACCUCACAGGUUUCUGCAUGUUUGUGCUGAGUUUGGUGAAGAAACACUACCGCCUUCAGUUCUACAUGUUUGGUUGGACCCAUGUGACUCUGCUGAUUGUGGUGACUCAGUCUCACCUUAUCAUUCACAACCUGUUUGAGGGGAUGAUCUGGUUCAUUGUUCCAAUUUCCUGUGUGAUCUGCAACGACAUUAUGGCAUACAUGUUUGGUUUCUUCUUUGGCCGCACACCGCUCAUCAAGCUGUCCCCUAAGAAGACGUGGGAGGGAUUUAUUGGAGGACUCUUCGCCACCAUUGUGUUUGGUAUCAUGUUCUCCUACGUGAUGGCUGGCUACCGCUACUUUGUGUGUCCAGUGGAGUUCAACAACGACUCCAACAGAUUCCAGGUGGACUGUGAACCAUCUGACCUGUUCCAGCUGCAGGACUAUAUCCUGCCAGCCAUCCUGCAGUCUUUCACUGGAUGGACCACCGUGCGCCUCUACCCAUUCCAGAUCCACAGCAUUGCGCUCUCUUCAUUUGCCUCCAUCAUGGGACCCUUCGGUGGCUUCUUUGCCAGCGGCUUCAAGAGGGCCUUCAAGAUCAAGGAUUUUGCCAACACUAUCCCGGGACAUGGAGGCAUUAUGGACAGAUUCGACUGCCAGUACCUCAUGGCCACAUUUGUUAACGUCUACAUCGCCAGCUUCAUCAGGGGCCCCAACCCCAGCAAGGUGAUCCAGCAGCUCCUGGCCCUCCGUCCAGAUCAGCAGCUCUCCAUAUUCAACUCCCUGAAGGCUCACCUGACGGAGAAGGGCCUGCUGGCUCUGGGGGGGGCCGCCGCCUAGAUCCGACUGCAACCACAGUGGCUCAGGACCUGUGGGUGGUGCACAGCCCUGGAGAUCUGGGAGAUUCGCAGUGCUUUGAGUGAGCGAGAACACGACAAAGAAGAGAAAAAACCAACGAAGAAAACCCGAAAAAAAAAACACAGCCGUGGUUCAUUCCAUUUCAUUGACAUAUGAGGGUCAUGUGUUUGUGUUCAUAUAGUGUGUGAACCAUGUUUGUUACACCAGUGUUCUCAUGUUGCGUUAGUGAAUUACUGUACUGUUACAAUUUCCAUUAUUACCAACUUGUAUCUACUCAACCUGUUGAAGAAAACGUUGGUCAGCUGUACCUUUCUACCCGUAGUCAGGACAUCCUCUAUAUACCUAUUACUGUGUUCAUAUUUCAUUGUUCAUUUCUUUAUUUACAUGCACUGCUCGCAACCCUGUUACUCACUGUAUGGUUCCUCCACCUGCCCUCCCUAGAUUUUCAAUUUUCGGUUUCAUUAUUGUGAUUGUUUCUAUUUAUAAAUAGAUGUUUUUUUAUAUUUGCUAUGUUCUAUUAUAUCUUAAAGGUUGUGUCUGUGUCGGCUUUAUUCAGACUUUUGCCAUUUUUUCAUGUGCAUCUAUGUGUGUAUGUGUCUUUUGUGUGUGUUUGCUGCCAUUCAACAUUUCAAAGCCUUUUGUGCUCAGUCAAUUCAUUUCAAUCAUAUUCUCCUUUGUUAUCCACGGAUGUUACUCUGAAGUAUUUGAUUGAAUCCGACGAACAGAGUCCAGUGUGUUGAUUCCCAUCUGUUGGUGCUUUUGUUCAUAUAUUGGCACUUAAGCAGAGCUCAAUCUGCAAAAUGCUAUUUUAAUAUGAAUGAAGCCCAGACACAGUUCAUCCUCACCUGGUUGCCAUUUCAUGUUACCUUUAAUUUUGUGUUUUUAUUGACAGCAUUCAGUGUUUCUACAUAUUUUUUCAAAUCUGAAAUAAGGGUUCUGGUAUUUUCAUGAGGUGGUGGGAUUGUUUAUUAAGGCCUCUAUUUGGGAUGUUGUUUAGUGGUAGCCCUGUCACUGGUCUUCUCCACCUAUUAGAGUCAGUUAUGUAUCUGAUGUUUAAAUUGGAGUUAAGAGCCACACACCCCAACCAACCGGUGUUCGUUCCCUGAGGUUCUGAAGCAGGAGAUAUUGAUCACUGGCCAAUAUUUCUCAGAUUUAGAAUAUAAACGCUUCUGUACAGUUGGGUUAAUUUUUGUUUUUGAGAUUUCUAAUUUAACUGUCAAGGGGCACUGCACUGAUUCUUGAACAUAAACUACUACUCAAACUGCCAAAACAGUCGUAUAUCUUGACCUUCUGACUGUUGAGUAACUUUCUUUUUAAGUCUGGGAAAUGAACCCUGAUGCUGUCAUGUUGAUGGCGUUCCAGGUUAUCUCCCUCUGAGCUCGGGGAACAAUCUUACCUGACAGACUUUUAAACAACCUGGACUGUGGGAUUUCUAAACAGUGGUAAUUCAAGAGCAGGGUCAAAUGAUAAAAGGCUAUUAAGUUGGAUUGUGGGAAGUCUCUGCUGCAUCAAUUUCUGGAAUGUCUUGAGUUCACUCUUUCCUUCAUCCUUUCAUUGAAAAUAUGCCCUUUUUUUUACGUUAAAACUUUGAAACUCAAACAGAGUGAGUUAUUAAAAGAAUGACAUUGUGCAAAUGUAUUCAGCUUAAAUACUCCAGUAUUAAAAAAAUGUUCAAUAGAUCCCAGAAGCCUCGAUUGUUAAUCUAGAUGAUGUCAAGUUUAUCUGCAAAAUGGGGCUCAGACAAUGUAGAUAAGUGCAAACUUAAGAUUUCACUAAGAUAUCAGCCAGUCACCUCUUCACGUCUGUUCACAGCCAUUAUUUAGUUUUGGACAUUAGGUGUUCAUGUGUUUCUCCUUGUCAGUGAAGUGAAAUAGAGCAGUUUGUUUUCAGUGUUAAAGGACUGAACAGUAAUACGAGCCAGGUGAAGCUCAGUAUCUCCAUGUCUCAUAAUCAUAUAAAAAACAUGCCAUCAGAGCCACUGUAUGAAGCAAACACGCUGUACAUGUUCUUUUUUUGCAUUUGAAUGUCUCUCCAUAUUUCUAUCGAUUGAUUGAUUGUCAUUCCAUUCAUGUCUGUGGUUUGACGUGUGUGAUAUCCAGCCACGCAGUCUUUAACUUGACUUUACUCAACAUAUUUAUUUUAUUGACUGUAAGCACACCACACCUUUUCAAAGUGACUAUAUUGUACAUUGAAGAUGUUUAGAGACAUGUUGGUGUGUUCUUUAGUAUUUUUGGUUAGAGGAUAAUUUAAGUAUUAUUAUUAUUAUUGCCAUAUAAGAAAGAGCAUUGAGAUUCUAGAAACGUAUUUUCUCUCUGUCUUUUCUUGCUGUGACUUUAGUGCACUUGGGUGUUUUCUCUGCUCAUCCCCUGGUAGCUGUUGUGUGAAUCAGCUUCUGAAGCAUUGUGGAUAGUCGUACCCUCUCCCGCUCUGAGUAGACAGGAAGUUUCCUGAGAGAGGGUGUGAGAACUUCGUAGAUCGCUCACAUUUCUCUCUCUGUGGUGGUUCGAGGUGUUUUUCGGCCCCCACGGCUCUGUACUGCCAUUUCUCUCUGUGUGGUGUUGUAGAAGGCCACUAGAGAGAGCUGGAGCUCCUGUGGCCGGCCACCCACUGUAACACACCGACGCUGCAUCUGAGCAGAAAGGUGUGACCCUUGUUACUGCCGUUUGAUACAUUCCAGCACCCCUGAAGUUGAGAGGAGGCGGACCAGGAGGGAUCAGUGAUGUGUUUUUUUCUUGGCACUCAGGAAACCUCCUCCGUGCCAUAUCUAAUCAAGUCGGUUUAUUGUGAAUCCUGCCCUGCCAGGACCCUUCUGAAAGGAAUGUAUGGGAGUGAUGAGUGUCCAACACUGUGUAGGCUCCCACCCUCCCACCCCCCCUGUAGACAACUAUUUUUGUGUUUAUAGAUUCUCUUUAAAAAAAACUAUAUGAGUUCAGUAUAUUACUCUUAAACUGUGCAAUGGUUUGUGUUAAGUUCGUUUGUCGAGUGCAUAAUGCUGAAAUGUGCUUUGCUUUGGUUCAGAGAAUAUUAAAGUUAUAUAUACCCAAAA